Molecule: messenger RNA, 1071 nt
Organism: Verruconis gallopava
Lineage: Eukaryota; Fungi; Ascomycota; Dothideomycetes; Venturiales; Sympoventuriaceae
Exons: 1
Coding region: 1-1071 (356 amino acids)
Biological process (GO): alcohol metabolic process
Molecular function (GO): zinc ion binding; alcohol dehydrogenase (NADP+) activity
Source: RefSeq, a predicted model, not a curated record
AUGUCGUCGCCCAACGAAUUUCAUGGAUGGGUUGGCCACGAUGAAAGCUCAGCCCAAGGUAAAAUGCGCUGGGAAGCUUUCGCCCCCCGCAAGUUCACCGACGACGAUGUCGAUAUUGAGAUCUCCCAUUGCGGGGUCUGCGCGAGCGACAACCACACCCUACGAGCAGGAUGGGGCCCCACGAUAUACCCUUGCGUCGUCGGACACGAGAUAGUCGGUCGUGCAGUUCGAGUAGGCAAGAACGUCGAACAUAUAAAAGUGGGUGACCGGGUUGGCGUCGGAGCUCAAGCGGACAGCUGCCGCCGGGCUGAUUGUCCAGAUUGUGCUGAUGGCAAUGAGAACCAUUGCGUUGGCAUGAUUAACACGUACGCGAUGAAGUGGCCUGGGACAGAAGAGGUCUCGUACGGAGGAUACGCCGAUUAUCAUCGAGCACGGGGUCAUUUCACAUUCAAGAUACCGGAAGGCUUGGACAGCAUAGAAGCUGCCCCGAUGCUUUGCGCUGGAAUCACAGCGUACUCACCUCUCAAAAGAAAUGGCUGCGGUCCGGGAAAGCGAAUUGGUAUUGUCGGUAUCGGCGGCCUCGGCCACUACGGAAUUAUUUGGGCGAGAGCCCUCGGCGCAACAACUGUCGUUGCCAUAUCUCGUUCGUCUACAAAGAGAGACGAGGCCACCAAACUGGGCGCAACUGGCUUCAUUGCUACAGGUGAAGAUCCGGACUGGGCCACAAAGCAUGCUCGAUCUCUUGACUUGAUUGUCUCUACGGUCUCAUCGCACGACCUGCCACUCUCUGGUUAUCUCUCACUUCUGGCACCAGAUGGUCAGUUUAUUCAGGUUGGUUCGCCCGAGGACGAACUCCCUAGAUUUAGCGCGUUCCAUCUAAUUGGCAAGGGCGCCAAGCUGGGAGGCAGUUGCAUCGGUCCGCCUUGGGAGAUCAAAGAAAUGCUAGAGUUUGCGGCCAAGAACGGGGUAAAAGGAUGGACUGAGGCGAGGCCCAUGAGCGAAGCGAACCAGGUCAUCGUUGACCAGGAAAAUGGAAAAGCAAGAUUUAGAUAUGUUCUUGUCAAUUCGUAG